Messenger RNA from Mollisia scopiformis, 1135 nucleotides. RefSeq lists its product as uncharacterized. Bases 62 to 1012 code for a protein of 316 amino acids. The record is from RefSeq and is a predicted model, not a curated record. The transcript is spliced from 2 exons. NCBI's taxonomy places the organism in Eukaryota, Fungi, Ascomycota, Leotiomycetes, Helotiales, Mollisiaceae.
CCAUAUCCUAAGGGCAGAUGAAUUUGGAGGAACAACAAUUGAAUGCAGCUUUAAUGAUGCAAUGCCUGUGCCACGACUAGCCAUUCUCAAGUCGAAGAUGUCGUCUAUGCUUAAGAACCAGACGCGCAGCACAAACUCACGAGACGGGGGAUCGAGAGAAACUGAAUCCAAAAAGACUGGUUUCUCUGAUCUCCCAUACGAACUACGAAGAAAAAUUUUUCUUCUCACUCUCCCCGAACCCCGCGUGCUCCAAGUCACCCGCAAGAAGCAGCAAGUUCCGCCUCAAACCAAUCGCAAGACCACCGCCAAGUCUCAGUCAGCCUCCUCUCCUGAGAAGUACACUGUCAAUCCUUCGUCUUAUGGUCUCCACCAUGCUUCAGCUCUGUCUAUCAACAAUGAAUCUCGAGAGAUCGCCCUCUCAAAAUUGACCAAAGUCUUCGGCGUAUACUGGAAUCUCGACAUCGACUGGCCGUACUUCGAGAUCACGCAUGAUGCCCAUGAGGAUGUUGACCUGCUCGCCGAGGUUAGGAAAGCAGGCUAUCUAAAAUUAUUCAAAAACAUCGCAAUUGAUAGAAUGCUAUGGAAUUGGGAUGGUUCCACUAAUACUAUGGAAUUCCGCGUCACGUUUGGACACAGGUUUCAUGGUUAUGAGCAUCCGUUGGAAACGUUGAAGCACUUGCCGAACAUCAAGAAAUGCGCCAUCGUGUACACAGAGCAUACUCUACAGAAAGAUAUCUUGAAGCCAUACGCGGCCUGGAAUCUUGGUCCUCCAUCGCUGGAGACGACGAUGUGGAUUGUUGGAAAAAUGGAGCCUGUUAAUAAUUGGGAUGAAGAUCUCGAGCAAACAGUAUCUCAUAUAGAGCAGAAUAUUGAAACGAGGAAAGGAAAGGUGGAGUUUGGGAAUGACGUGGAAUUUGAGGUGAUGUCGAUUCAUGGUAGGGCGAGAGAGUUUAUUCCUGAUCCGCAACGGAAAAGGGGGUUGAGUGGUUGGCAGAUGGACUGGUUUGGUUGAAGUAACGGAGGCGCCAAAUCGAACGUUUACUUUCUUUCUUAGUCGGAACCUUGUUGUAAAGAGUGGUUCAUGCCUGUACCGUGCGCUUCGUCUGGGACCUUACAAAAGAGAUCAUAAUGACAG